CGGUUCGGCCCCACGUCAUCGAUAGGCCUCCAGUCUAGAAACGACAAUGGGCAUUGUUUGGCAGCCUGGCAGGCCUAUAUAGUCAAGGUACGAACAUAAACCCGAGAAUAUGGCCGACGAGAAAAAAGAACAGGUGAAGCGUGUGGCUGCUGAGAAUGGAAUUGCUAAUCCUUCGGGUGCGAUGAUCGCGGCUUUUGCGCCCAUGUAUCUCGCUGCCAUACCUCUUACCUCCUUCCUCACAAAGCCGGACAGCGUCACGCAAUCUCUGGUUCACGCGCUCAUCAAGUUGAUUCCAGGAGUUACAACAACAGCUAUAACAUCCGGUCGCGCAAUCCCCGCCCUCUCAGCUCUAUACAUAUUCUGGACCUUCGGCGCAUCGGGCGCGCUCUCCGCAGCAGGACAAGCCAUGGGCCGAGAAGAGGGUCUCGACCUAGAACAUUCGAGGAAGCAUAUUCACAAGCUCGACGGACUGCCGCUGAGGCUAAGGAGUGCGCAUUAUGCGCUUAUGGAGAACUUCCCUGGCUUCGCCCUUGCUGCCGCGCUGGCGCAGGUCCUUGCACCUCGAGAUGCACAGAUCGUGAACCUGCUAGGCUACCAUGUCAUUGCAAAGUUGCUCGUGCAUUACCCGUCUUACCUGAGCAACGUGGCUCUGCCGAGGACUGCUGCCCAUGUUACUGCCACGGCGGCCCUGAUCAACAUUUGCUGGAGGCUGGCUGCUGGCAACUAGAAUGGUAGCGCAUGAAGUAUGACUUUUAAGAUACAUGUGGCAAAGAAACUUCGAAGUCGUGUUGAUUAGGUAGACACCGUUACUAUCUGGAACUAUCCAAGACGUGUUAGUCUACACGCGUCCAUCUUGUCUAUGUAAGGAAGCUCAUCUUGCCA
Messenger RNA from Alternaria rosae, 882 nucleotides. RefSeq lists its product as uncharacterized. Gene Ontology annotation, cellular component: membrane. The coding region runs from base 110 to 727 and encodes 205 amino acids. The record is from RefSeq and is a predicted model, not a curated record. The transcript has 6 exons. Lineage: Eukaryota; Fungi; Ascomycota; Dothideomycetes; Pleosporales; Pleosporaceae.